GUGUCGCAAGCGUUUGCCUGGUCACGUGUUCGUAAAAAAACAUGGAGGAGUUUUAUAAGACAGGCACGAAAAGACCAAGUUUUAAUGGUAAUAGAAAGAGAGCUCAUCAAUGGACUGAGAGAAAUGAAAGAGAAAAGCGAGCUCGAUACUCAGACCACUUAAUUCCAAUAUCAAGACGACCAAUAGCCACAAGAGUGUUCACUCUGCCUUCUCCUGCUAGCGGUGUCGAGGUAGUCUACACGAAAUGCCCGAAUGAUGCAGAUUUGUGGAUACACAAAAACAUAAACUCGUCUACCCUUGCUAUCGGCAUGGAUAUUGAAUGGAGACCACAGUUUAUCCCAAAGAAAUUAGGAGGAAAAGAAAACAAGACAGCUACACUACAGUUGGCAGUAAACCACUCCUGCCUUGUGUUGCAUCUAUUUCAUAUGCGUUUGGACUUGUUGCCUCGCUCCUUGUUGAAUGUGUUGGGUAAUAUCAGAAUACUUAAAGUAGGUAGUGGUAUUUCGGGAGAUGCAGUAAAACUUUUGCGUGAUACAGAGAUUUUGUGUAACGGGAGAUCAGACACCCAAGUUUAUGCCAAAGUUCUUGCUUUAAACCAAGAUGGGACUGGUUUGAAAAAACUUGCCAAAACGAUUUUGGGAAUUGAGCUUGAUAAACCAAAGUACAUUUCCCUGAGCAACUGGGAGCUGUUCCCUUUAACAUAUGAACAAGCCUCCUAUGCCGCUCUUGAUGCCUGGGUGAGUUUUAAGCUUUUUGUCGAGCUGAAACAAAGACUACACAAAUCUGGACUUGUGCGAAAAACUGGUGAACAACACUUGAUAGAAACAGGUGUUCCCAUGGGUAAGAAAGCAGAGGCUAUGGUUAGUUGCAAGUCUUGUGGCAAGAAAUACAAGAGUAAAGCAGCCCUGUUGGAGCACAUUGAGGUCAAAAGUCAUCAAAGUCAUGUAGUUGAUGAUACGACAGAGAAGGAGGAAUCACAUUCCAGAGACUUUGUAACUCAGCUGAAUGAACAAAAAGCUGAGCCACCCUUAGAACAUGUAGAUUGUAAAAAGUGUGGGAAGCUUUUUUUAAACAAAGUAUCUAAGAAUCACAAGAGAAAGUGCAAAGGAAAAGGGGAAAGUGGAGAAUUAAAAAACAUGGAGGAGUUUUAUAAGACAGGCACGAAAAGACCAAGUUUUAAUGGUAAUAGAAAGAGAGCUCAUCAAUGGACUGAGAGAAAUGAAAGAGAAAAGCGAGCUCGAUACUCAGACCACUUAAUUCCAAUAUCAAGACGACCAAUAGCCACAAGAGUGUUCACUCUGCCUUCUCCUGCUAGCGGUGUCGAGGUAGUCUACACGAAAUGCCCGAAUGAUGCAGAUUUGUGGAUACACAAAAACAUAAACUCGUCUACCGUUGCUAUCGGCAUGGAUAUUGAAUGGAGACCACAGUUUAUUCCAAAUAAAUUAGGAGGAAAAGAAAACAAUACAGCUACACUACAGUUGGCAGUAAACCACUCCUGCCUUGUGUUGCAUCUAUUUCAUAUGCGUUUGGACUUGUUGCCUCGCUCCUUGUUGAAUGUGUUGGGUAAUAUCAGAAUACUUAAAGUAGGUAGUGGUAUUUCGGGAGAUGCAGUAAAACUUUUGCGUGAUACAGAGAUUUUGUGUAACGGGAGAUCAGACACCCAAGUUUAUGCCAAAGUUCUUGCUUUAAACCAAGAUGGGACUGGUUUGAAAAAACUUGCCAAAACGAUUUUGGGAAUUGAGCUUGAUAAACCAAAGUACAUUUCCCUGAGCAACUGGGAGCUGUUCCCUUUAACAUAUGAACAAGCCUCCUAUGCCGCUCUUGAUGCCUGGGUGAGUUUUAAGCUUUUUGUCGAGCUGAAACAAAGACUACACAAAUCUGGACUUGUGCGAAAAACUGGUGAACAACACUUGAUAGAAACAGGUGUUCCCAUGGGUAAGAAAGCAGAGGCUAUGGUUAGUUGCAAGUCUUGUGGCAAGAAAUACAAGAGUAAAGCAGCCCUGUUGGAGCACAUUGAGGUCAAAAGUCAUCAAAGUCAUGUAGUUGAUGAUACGACAGAGAAGGAGGAAUCACAUUCCAGAGACUUUGUAACUCAGCUGAAUGAACCAAAAGCUGAGCCACCCUUAGAACAUGUAGAUUGUAAAAAGUGUGGGAAGCUUUUUUUAAACAAAGUAUCUAAGAAUCACAAGAGAAAGUGCAAAGGAAAAGGGGAAAGUGGAGAAUUAUGAAGUUUUGGGAAAUUGGUAGUGAUCUAUUUAAUUAUCUCAAUUAAACAAUUUUUCUUGUGAACAGAUUCAUUCCUUUUAGCUCAUCUUCUCUGCUCAAGGGAAUUUUAAAAUUAUAUCCAUAGAUGUUGAUUCUUAUGCAUUUUAAUCAAACCUGUUUUUAUACAGUUUCUGUAUAACUUCUUUCUUUAUGAUAGGGAACUUGCUGUGCUUAAAGAUCAUGUUACCUUUUGGGUGGCAAAUUCAAGCAGAAAUAAACACAGUAAUGACUGCACCCAUCACACCAGAGAAUGACAAAAAAAAAUAAAAUCUUUAAAGGAAUCUAAACCCUUUCUGAAAACAAUUCAGGCUUUAUUUGUCAGCCCUAAAUAAGUCACUUUUUGUAACUAUUGUUUUGCUGCUAAAAGCCUGAGCAUGUGCUUGUUUGCCACCCAACGAGUCACAUGAUCUCUUAGUGGAAGCCCCCUAUUGGGUUAGAAUUCUCUGCUCAAUUGUCCCUUACUGUAAAUAUUCUACCAAAAGUUUCUGGAAAACUGUAAAGUGAGUAUAAGAGGCAGGGAUUGGGGGGGGGGUAGGUCAGUAAAACAUGUUCUCAUUUCUGUAACCUCCCUACCCUCACCAUUAACACACAAAUAUUCCACAUUUUAACACUUAUCAAACAUGUGUCCAAAGAGAGUGGGGUAAUAGCUAGUGGUACAGAUUUUGCUUCUCAAGUAAGAGGAACAGUGUCAGGUCAACAUAGGUUUCAGAUGUGUAAGAACCUCUUCUUUGGGAACUGUGCACCCCUUGUGGUUUGGGUGACUACAUUAAAUGGCAAUUCCAUCUAACAAAUCUUGUCAACCAGCCUAAAAACAAUGUGAUGUUGAGAUUGGGAAGAGCCAUCCAUCUUUAGUACCCGUACUUGAUAACCAACCUAAAAUUGUGUGAAUUCAAGAACCAAUCCAGCAGGACUAGUCUGCACAACUAAAGGGGCAUUAACACUUCUCUUGUUCAUGAAAAAUAAUUAUUAAUACAGCAUUGAUAAAAUAUAAGGUGGUGAGGGGUUUAAGGUCUGGCAGAGGGUAGGGGAUACAAACUGAUGAGGGGUCAACAAGAUAAAGAAAAUCUUAUUCACAAUUUUGUGAAACUGCUGCUUAAAUUUGUUAUUAUUUCAUGGUGACAAGUUUUGCAUUUUCUUCGUUUUCUAACCGCAAUAUACAACAAACAUUUUACGAUAUCUUUUCCUUUGAUGAGCGGUCUCGGUCUACUUGGUCCCCCUGUGGUAGAAAGCACCCGCACUGUCUUUUGGGUCAAUAGACUGCGGACAGAAGUCAGAAGCGAAACCUCGCUUCGUGCAACCAUUAGCCCGUACAGGGGCUCAUAAGUCGGGGCAAUCAUCUGUAAUUUCGGUCAUCGUGUCGAUUUGGGUUUCCUGUGGAACAAACCGUCGCCAUCUUGGAAACGAAAUCUCACGUCCCCUCCCCUCAUCGUCAAUUAGUAGUCUAUGCGUUGCCUUUCCAGCUGUGAUUUGGACGGACUCCAAGGAAACCAAGAUUUGAGCUACCUUUGGUAGUCCGCGAUUCACCAGGAUUUUUUCGCACUUACCUUGUGUUUCCGAUAAUUUUGAAAGCUCCUUCUUCGAUUUUUACCGCGAAUACGAUGGCGAUAUCAAAGAAUUAUUUGCAAUGUCCAGUCCAGAACUACUAUGAUUGCAAAUCAUUGCCCAAGAAAAAAAAAAAUGGAUUGCUUCAUUAUUUUAAACCAAGGCAAACACAGCCACGGAGAAGACACAGAGAUUAUUUAGAGAUCAGUGGGCUCCAGUGAAUACUGCAGUGUACUUACAUGCAGAAGCUACUGUUAGGGAUAACCAGGAGAUCAUAAAUUCUGUAUAGUUCACUAUAUGCUAAUACAUGAGCAGUAAUCUUUUCAGUAGCUAUUAUCAUGGCCACCACUUAGACCCAAAUAGCUUACUGCGUAUGUACAGGCAUGCAGCUUGGGGUGGGCACACGGGUUGUGCCCCUCCCACUCAACCACCAAAAAGCAGUCUUUUUUUAAAAUAUACUUACUUUCCAUAAUAUCUAUGACUGCAAAUCCCCUCCACAGCUAAUCAGAUUGUAUAUUAUGGUUAUCAGACUUCACCUUUCCUUUUCUAGACAUACAAUGGCUUCAAUUAAAUAAUUUCUUUUGUUUAAUAAAAUAAGACUACAAGCAA
Messenger RNA from Nematostella vectensis (starlet sea anemone), 4416 nucleotides. RefSeq lists its product as uncharacterized. The record is from RefSeq and is a predicted model, not a curated record. Bases 42 to 2228 code for a protein of 728 amino acids. The transcript is spliced from 3 exons. Gene Ontology annotation, molecular function: 3'-5' exonuclease activity; nucleic acid binding. Gene Ontology annotation, biological process: nucleobase-containing compound metabolic process. NCBI's taxonomy places the organism in Eukaryota, Metazoa, Cnidaria, Anthozoa, Actiniaria, Edwardsiidae.